CGAUUAUAAAAAACCGUCGUUCCCACAAAAUCCACCACCAACUUCACCAUGGAGACCCGCUUAAAAGACACCUUGAUCCCCGUGCGCGAUCGCAUGGAGGAACUCAUCCGUUUCAAGCAGAAGCAGAUCGCCGCCGCUCUCCAGGCGUUGGAACCCCAGAAAACCUUCCACGUCGAUGAGUGGGACCGAGAAGAUGGUAAAGGAGGUGGGGUUACCAUGGUACUUCAAGACGGAAAAGUGAUUGAAAAGGCCGGAAUAGGCAUAUCCAUCAUUCACGGGGUGUUGCCCCCAGCCGCCGUGGCCCGCAUGAAAGUCAACCACAAAAACCUUAAGGCUGCUGUCGAUGGCACCAUCGAGUUCAAAGUGUGUGGAUUAUCGAUGAUUGUUCAUUGUACAAACCCCCACGCGCCCACCGUGCACUUGAACUAUCGGUACUUCCAGACCCUGGAUCCCGAGACCGGCAAGAGUGACGCGUGGUGGUUUGGCGGUGGUGCCGACCUAACUCCUACCUAUUUGUACGAGGAUGAUGCCAAAUUGUUCCACCAGUGCCACAAAGAUGCCUUGGAUAAGUUCGAUGUGAGUUUGUACCCCAAGUACAAACUGUGGUGUGAUGAGUACUUUUACAUCAAACACAGAAACGAGGCCCGGGGAAUUGGAGGAAUUUUCUUUGACGAUGUGGACAUCAAGUCUGCUGAUGAGCUUCUUUUGAUGGUCAACGAAUGUCUCGGGGCAUUUUUGGCGGCUUAUAUACCCAUUUUGGCAAGAAGAAUCCACACCCCGUUCACGGACGCUGAAAAACACUGGCAACAGGUAAGAAGAGGAAGAUACGUAGAAUUCAACUUGGUGAUCGAUAGAGGCACUCAGUUUGGCCUUCAGACACCCGGCGCCCGGAUCGAGAGUAUUUUGAUGUCAUUGCCACUCAAUGCCACCUGGAUAUAUGACCACCACCCCGAACCUGGCUCGCGGGAGGAACAAUUGGUAGAAGUGUUGAAGAAUCCUAAACAGUGGAUCUAAUGUAUAGAUAAAUCAUGUCAUCUGGGCACGCACGUCCCGUAGUUUUUGCGAAAAUGAGAAUCUCAGUUCUGUGCUACAAUAUACAUAUCCUCUAGUCCACAAUAUGAGUAUGAAUGCUUGAUGCUAAACUGAAGCCUAUUCUCGAAAAGCUGUUUGAACCAACAUGUCUGAUGCUGUACUCGCGCCUAAAAUAAAUACACUUCC
Messenger RNA from Yamadazyma tenuis ATCC 10573, 1218 nucleotides. NCBI's taxonomy places the organism in Eukaryota, Fungi, Ascomycota, Pichiomycetes, Serinales, Debaryomycetaceae. The record is from RefSeq and is a predicted model, not a curated record.